AAUUUUUUAUUUUCUAGCCAUUUUGUAUGGAGUUAAUAAAAAUCUUAGCAAAGUUUUUUUUUUUUUUUAUCUCAAAUUGAAAUUUAAAUUCUAGAACAUUUUUAGAUCAAUUUAAUCUCUGCGGUCGAUCAAAAAUAUUCAACCACUGAGAUCUAAAACUUACUUCUUUCCUUUUUAACCAACAACAAACCCUAAUCCCUACAAUUUUUGUUAAGUGAAAUGAAACAGCCACAAGCCAGCCAGCACCGGCCACACGGCUGGUGAACCACCGGAACAGCCCUCAACCACCAGUCGCCUAAUCUGCCGGAGAACCGUUGACCAGCGCCACUGCGACACCAGCAACAGCCAACAACCGCCGCGCCACCGGCGAAAACACAAACUUCGCCUGCAAGGUUCUUGAAUACCUUGCUGCUGAGUUUGCCAGCUUCUUCUCUCCAGCAAGGCUUGUUGCGACUCUACAUUUGCUUGAAACACAUGGCUGAGAGACAUCCUGUUGAUCAACAGCAAACUUCAGAACCACAGGUGCAAUCCCCUGCUUCAAGGGACGACAUGAUUGCCUGUGUGAUGGCAUUAGAGGCUGCUCUGCUUCCCUGCUUGCCUGCACGAGAGCUCCAGGCGAUAGACCGUUCAGCACAUCCUUAUCAUCAGAUUGAUGUUGAGAGACAUGCAAGAGAUUUCAUGGAAGCAGCGAAAAAGCUUCAACUUUUUUUGAUUGGGUUGCAGCGCGAGGACCUGCCUUCCAAACCAGAUAUGCUUAGAAAGGAGAUUGCAAAAUUGGAGGAAGAGCUGAAAACAAAAACCGAGCUUAUAAGUAAGCAGGAAAGAUUGAUCCAAGAAUGGAGGAAGGAGUUGAAGGACCAAUUAGACAAACACAACAAGGAGUUGGAAAGGGUGUAAACUACUGCAGAUCCGUGUGAUGUAAACAGCUGUACCAAAUUUUGUUUUGCGAAAGUCCGGUGUUAUUGUUUUAUCUUGCUCUCAUUCCGUAGCAUUCUGUAUUUGAAGUGGCAGAGGACAACGAGCUCACUACAUCGAUGACUCGUUUGUUUAAAUGUGUGGCUUAGGGUAAAAUGAGCAUAAUUGGAGGACAACCUAGACACAAGGAGGAUAAGUCAAGAAGACACAACCCCUUGUGAGUGUUGCACACUACAUCUUGGUUAGCUAUUGCAGUUGCAUUUGUCUCUGUAGAUUUCACAACGGCAAUGCAAAUACGCGUACAUCUGAUUUAUAGAUGGAGAGAAGAAAACAUUGCUGAGCUAUAUGUAUUAAAGAAUCAUUUGGUGUGAGGAGGUAUAAUUAUAAUCAUUCAAAGAUAAAAUUCAUGAUUA
Messenger RNA from Capsicum annuum, 1328 nucleotides. Its product is annotated as mediator of RNA polymerase II transcription subunit 28. NCBI's taxonomy places the organism in Eukaryota, Viridiplantae, Streptophyta, Magnoliopsida, Solanales, Solanaceae. The transcript has 4 exons. Gene Ontology annotation, biological process: regulation of DNA-templated transcription. The record is from RefSeq and is a predicted model, not a curated record. Gene Ontology annotation, cellular component: mediator complex. The coding region runs from base 475 to 897 and encodes 140 amino acids.